CAGACCAACAAACUUUUGACAGACGUUCGUACGAGUCGUUGUUCAACGAUCAGCUGUCAGCUCUGUCAGCGAGUUCAAUUCAUUUUCGAUGUUCUUUACGUCAAACGCGAGUGCGUCGGUACUUAUUGCUUGCAGUUUGGCCGCGUGUCCUCUGAUGAAAAGUGGUACCGCCACCAUGCGAAUUUCAUUUCGUCCUGCUUCAGCUCGCGAAAACGACUCGUGCUCGUUUCCGUUUCGCUGUCGGAAUCAUUAACGAUCUCGAGUACGUUUCUCGUGGCUAACGGGUAAUUAGUCACGACCGUGGUCUCGAGAAAAGCGAAGGUACAGGUAGAUAUCGGGAAGAGGAAACUGUUUCCGAGACAGCAGCGUGAUAGAUAGCUAAGUAUCGCCUAUGGAGUAUAUCAAAUACUUUUAAUUUCAUUGAAAAUAGUCGCAUUUCCCUGCAUAUGCGUACAAGUUUAAACUUCUUCUUACCGUCACGAUCAUUAGCAUGGUUACUUUCUAUUAAAAGACUCGAACAUCGAAUCGAGUCGGAGAAACAAUGUGCGCGAUAGAUACAUAGUAUUUACAUACAUAUUUACUUCACGCAUGCUUAAACGAAGUUUUGUGCAAUUUUACUUAUAGAAAUAUUGCGUAUACAGAGAGUUUAAUAGAAGUAUGUAGAUGACAAGGUAUGUUUCACUUUCGAGAGAUAAAACUACUCCCUACAUUUGAUUCUAUUGAAUGACAUUGCGAACGUUUUGCAUAACAAUCUGCGAUCUCGUUCACGAGAUCCGCGAUCGGAGGACUUUUCUGGCUCGCGUUAACGCGAUUUUAUGUAGAAGAAAAAUUAAAGAAGGCCGUCAUGAAUAUUUGAACGCAUCGCAAGGCGGAAUGGAUAGCGGGCGACGAGGGUGGGCGGUCGGACAGCCGGUUUAUCGAUUACGGCGCAUCGCGCCGAUAACCAUCCUCGUAAAGCGUCACAACGAUGCAACGCGCUUUCUCGAUUGUCAAGGUCUUUUCUCCUUCAACUAUUUAUUCCCAAGCCACGGGAUAGAGCGACUUCCUACGUACGAUUUUAUGCGAAUGAACGCAAGCAUCGUAAACAUAAUAGACUGUACGCGCAAUCCGUUCAGUCCUAAUUAAUUCUGAAUCCCCUUUUUAAACUGAUUUGUUUGCACUACAUUACUAUAGUAGUAGUGUCUAGAUAGUUGUCGUAUAAAAACUAUUUAUUUGAAAUUUGAAAUUCUUUAAAAUUUAAGAGGGUAGCUUUCGUUUCAAAUGUCAUUCAAUAAACAACUUGUACUGAGAAACAAUUGUCUAGGGACAUGUGUCUGCGGAUCGUUCACGUAGUCUCAAAUUUGUAUUUUCUCUUCCCUCAUUAUCCCGCGGAUAAUGUUCACGGAUAACAGAAGACACAAUACAAAUAAUGCAUGCAGAAUCACCGGUCAUACCACGACUUCACUCUGUAUACUAUUGUAAGAAGUCUGUAAAAGUUCUGAUAACCCAUUGAUUAGCAUACCUUAUAUUUUGAUAAAAGAUUUCAACCUUGAAACUAAAGGAAGGGGGAUAGAACAGAAUCUCAUUUACGAUUACGUGUGUACAUAACUGUAAAGCAUUGAAAUAUCACGUGAGAAGCUUUCUCUGAUUAUUCAUUACAAUUUCACAAAUUUUCAUUCGUUCAUUUAUGCUCUCAUUUAAAAUUAUAAUCAGAAUCUGAAUCCAAUGCAUUUAUAAAAGAAUUGAAUGUGUAGGUAAUAGAAACGUGUUGAUGUUCGCGUGUGAUGCAUAAAAGUAUCAAAAACGAUGUCGAUGGCUGAGCACUGAAUUAAUCAGGAGGUGACUGGAGAAGAAUCUAGUCGCGCUCGUUUGAAUCAUUGUUGAGCAUAAGCCUGUAAACACACGCGAGGAUCAUGAAAAUGGUGCUGUCUCAACGUCAGAGGGAGGAGUUAAAUAAGGCGAUCGCGGACUACCUCAGCACCAACGGCUAUCAAGAUGCGCUCGAAGCAUUCAAGAAAGAAGCCGAUAUGCCGGGAGAGGUGGAAAGAAAGUACGGAGGCCUUUUGGAGAAGAAAUGGACCUCGGUCAUACGCCUGCAGAAGAAGGUAAUGGAACUGGAAUCGAAACUUUCCGAGGCAGAGAAAGAAUUCAUCGAGGGUGCACCGACACGUAGCAAACGAUCACCAUCUGAAUGGAUACCGAGGCCACCCGAAAAGUACAGUCUCACUGGCCACAGAGCUCCUAUCAACAGAGUUAUUUUCCAUCCAGUUUUUAGUCUUAUAGUGUCCGCUAGUGAAGAUGCGACCAUUAAGGUAUGGGACUUCGAGAGCGGUGACUUCGAGAGGACAUUAAAGGGUCACACCGACAGUAUACAAGACGUAUCAUUCGAUGUCACCGGAAAAUUGUUGGUCUCUUGUAGCGCAGACAUGUCCAUAAAGCUAUGGGACUUUCACCAGUCGUUCGCCUGCGUGAAAACCAUGCACGGACACGACCACAGCGUCAGCUCGGUCGCGUUUGUGCCACAAGGGGACUUCGUAGUGAGCGCUUCUAGGGAUAAGACCAUCAAAAUAUGGGAGGUCGCGACGGGUUAUUGUGUCAAAACGUUGACGGGGCAUAGGGAAUGGGUACGGAUGGCCAGAGUCAGUCCUUGUGGAGAAUUGAUCGCCAGCUGCUCGAACGAUCAGACAGUGCGAGUCUGGCACGUGGCAACGAAAGAUACGAAGGUCGAACUCAGAGACCACGACCACGUAGUGGAGUGUAUUGCAUGGGCACCGGACAGCGCCAGGGCAUCGAUAAAUGCCGCUGCAGGGGCAGACAACAAGGGCGCGCAUGAAGGACCUUUCCUCGCGUCCGGCUCGCGGGACAAACUGAUUAAGGUGUGGGAUGUCGGUGCCGGCGUGUGUCUGUUCACUCUGGUAGGACACGACAACUGGGUGCGCGGCAUCGUCUUCCAUCCUGGUGGCAAGUUCAUCGUCAGCGCCUCCGACGAUAAAACCCUCCGAGUUUGGGACACUCGUAACAAACGAGCGAUGAAGACACUCGACGCGCACGUACACUUUUGCACCACCGUCGAUUUCCACAAAAGCCAUCCGUACGUGGUCACCGGUAGCGUCGACCAAACGGUGAAGAUCUGGGAAUGCCGCUAGUCACUAAAACAUCCAGGUUUCGUUGAACCUUCGUCGAGGAAAAAAGAUUGGAAAGAAAGGCGAACGAUAUGCGCAUCGAAUCCGAUGGAAACGGCCGAGAGUAAGCUGCUGCUACAAAAUAAACGUUAUCGUACAUAUUACUAUUAUUAAUAUUAAUAUUAUUAUACACACAUAUACACGUACGCGUACGUACACGUUAAGAGCUCUUUAAUUAAUUUAUAAUAAAGUAUAAUUAGUAAUUAUUAAUAUUACAAUAUACGUUUUACGGUUACGAACCGCACGAUUCGAGGAGAGUUGCUCCGCCUGCUGGGGUAUGUGCUCUCACUUUCUUUCGCGGAGAGGACAUUGCCAUAAUUUAAUCAACGGUGCGAAAGAAUAACGCGAUUAUUUCUGGAGUCGAUCGGCAAAUGAACUUUUAACAACGAGCGUCGAUUCGAAGCGAUCGGUCGAUCGUUUCACGGGAAUUAUACGUAGUCCUAAAACUAUAAUAAUGCCAAAUUAUAUACUAUGCACGUGAACAGAACAUGAAAAUUAUUUAAGCUUCGAUUCAACAUCUGAAAUUAACAUAAAUCCAAUCUGUUUAAGAGAUUCACAUUUUCCGUUAUGAACGACUUUUCGUAACAACGAGCCUGGGACUUCUUUCAUAAUUCUUUUUGGUCAAAUAAAUCUAUUUUACAAUACUUGCCUAGCUUCUACCCCUUUGUACUCAAUGCGGAUAGAAGAUAGCUGUUCUAACAUGCCUCUAUGUAUUCUACUUUAUAUUUAAUAAUAAUCAUUUCGAGCAUCAGCGAAAGUAACGAAAUCAGAAAGCAUGGGAUUCGUUACAAUUGAAUUGGUAAAAUUAGUGAAUACGUUUGCUUCUCUCAUCCUUCGCGGAUGUUGAAUCGAUACCAGAAUUAUUUCCCACAGAUACUCAGUAUGCCUGACUCGUUCGAAAGCGCCGUCGUCCUCCUCGAAUCGCAAAACGGGCUGACGAGAAUUUCGAUUGUACCACCGUCACAAUCUUAACAAUGAAACAUCAUCGCGUGUCUCGUUAUUGUUCACUGACGCUAACUUUUCCUCGAGAGUUCUAGACGAUGCGGCAUUCGAAGAAAAAAGAACAAUGAUAAACACCGUUACGUUCGACACUCUCGACAAAGAUUCAAGUAUUGAAAAGAGAACAGAAAAACUAAAAUAUGUAUGUAUAUGCAUCAUCCAUUCGUCGUAUACUGAGCGUCGAUAAAAUAUAAAAUAAAAUCCUAAUGGAUUAAUCGAGUACAUAGCAUGUUUCUUUGUAAAAAAAUCAAGAAACACAGACGCAUACACUCGCUUACAUACAUAGACACAAGGAAUGUAACAGGAAGCGUGGCGGGCUGAAGACGGAUCUGACUUUUGGACAAGCGUAAGAAUUUUUGUACGUUCUAUUGUAACCAAAUUCAAGAUCUUUUCAUCGAAGAAACGAGUAUUGGCAAAACCCAUCGAGGCUUUUUAUAAUCGUUCAACCGAGGGUCGAUACGUCCGUUUCAUACUGCAUAGAGUGUAUGCGUGUAGACUGUACGUGCGACGAAGCUGGCUCGAUGAAAAAUGACAAAUGUCGAGCGAUUCGCAAGGAUAAUACGAUAGCGUCGUUUAUUAACCAACAGAUGAAAGCGAUACGACGACCGGUCAACGUGCAUUAUUAACGAUAACGUGGUCGAACGUGGUGGAAAGCAUGCAUAAUUCGUGAGAAAUAAGAAGCGCAAGGAAUACGUGCAACCGAGUAUUUGUACGGAAUUAUUAUUAUGCAGCUGCAUGAUUCGUUGCGUGGGUUCCCCAGACACGAGAAGAAGUACUAUAGUUGUAUAUUUAGCUCUAACUACUAUUAGCGGUAGCACAGACGUAUCCCAGCGGUAACGUAGACAAGAAAUAAGAGGUAAGAAAUAAAAAAAGAAAAAAAAAAGAAAAAAAAUAGAAUGAGGCCACGGAUGAACGAUCGAUCGGUACAGAUCGAAUGAACAAGCGAACGAAGAAACUAAGUCAAAAAAACAGAUACACUCAUUAAUGCGCGUAUAUUUACGCAGGUAGUCAAGAGCUCGUGUAACAAUGCUUAAUCGAUUAAGGCCGAUUUUUUCAAACGAUAUACUAUAUAGUUCGCUAUUACAUUUUUCCUACCAUUUUUCCUUCCUCGUCUAGAUAACCGUCACCCCAUCAUUCCCGUUAAUCCCUCUUCUGUACUCCCAUUUGCUCCCUUUAUUAUAUCUCCCAACAAGGGCCAAGUCAUUCAACUCGAUGUGGUACUAAAUUAUUUUGAUGAACAAUAAAAACGAAGUUCUCAUUCACUCGUGUUGAACGUCGUUCUGUAUUGUACUACCUGUGUGUUUCGUCAUCGUUCGUGCAUCGUUGUUUGCCAUUUUUUCGAUCCAUUGAUAAUAAAAUCUUGUAGUAAU
Messenger RNA from Ceratina calcarata, 5530 nucleotides. It is a transcript of the gene Lis-1, whose product is annotated as LisH and WD40 domain-containing Lis-1. The transcript has 7 exons. The coding region runs from base 1893 to 3125 and encodes 410 amino acids. The record is from RefSeq and is a predicted model, not a curated record. Gene Ontology annotation, molecular function: protein binding. NCBI's taxonomy places the organism in Eukaryota, Metazoa, Arthropoda, Insecta, Hymenoptera, Apidae.